Molecule: messenger RNA, 1207 nt
Organism: Triticum aestivum (bread wheat)
Lineage: Eukaryota; Viridiplantae; Streptophyta; Magnoliopsida; Poales; Poaceae
Product: germin-like protein 8-14
Exons: 1
Coding region: 23-676 (217 amino acids)
Molecular function (GO): manganese ion binding
Source: RefSeq, a predicted model, not a curated record
UCAAGUACUAUAAACGUACGCCAUGGCAAAAGCUGUGCUCCUCCUCUCCCUGCUGCUGCCCUUGCUGCUCUUUUGGUGUGUCGCCCAGGCCCAGCUGGCCAAGGAGUUCUGCGUGGCCGACCUGGCCAGCAGCGACACGCCGGCCGGCUACCCGUGCAAGCCCCAGGCCGCCGUCACCGCCGACGACUUCUACUACCGCGGCCUGGGCACCACAGGCCCGACCGUCAACCCGUUCAAGAUCAGCUUGUCCUCGGCCUUCGUCACCAGCUUCCCCGGCGUGAACGGGCUGGGCAUCUCCGCGGCGCGCGUCGACUUCGCGGUAGGAGGCGUGGUGCCGCUGCACUGGCACCCGGCGGCCACGGAGCUCAUCUUCGUGGUGGAGGGCACCCUGUCGUGCGGCUUCAUCAGCGCCACCUCCAGCAACAGGGUCUACACCAACACCCUGUACAAGGGCGACAUGAUGGUGCUCCCGCAGGGCCAGCCGCACUUCCAGUACAACCUCGGCAACACCACCGCCGUGGCGCUCUCCACCUACAGCAGCCCCAACCCCGGCGUGCAGACCCUCGACUUUGCGCUCUUCGCCAACAACCUCCCGUCGGAGGUGCUCACCAAGGUCACCCUCCUCGACGACUUGCAGGUCAAGAAGCUCAAGGCGCUCUUCGGCGGCACCGGAUGAGCCUCACCUCUUCUCCAUUAUAUUGCUCGCCAGCCCUCCUCCGGGGUUGAACUUGAACUUGAAUUGGUCGUGCCUUCCUGCUGUUCUCCGACUUGAUUUACUUUAUUAUUCUAUAUCAUCUUUUAAAAUAUUUUGUUAUUUAUAUGCAUGCAUGUAUGUAUGUGGGGUCAAAUUUUCGAACAAAUUUUCAGAAAUUUUGUGCUCUUCCGGUCUUGAAGAGAUUUAAUUUAGAGGUAGUAGCUGCCCGGCUCUUUUGAGCUUCAUGGACCCGCUUCAGCUUUGCCAAUGAAGCUGAAUCAGAAAAUAUGAAACAAACACCUAAUUCGUUUGAGAUACAGGUACUAUAUUCUUUUUUUUUUCACAAAUGAAAAUUGUAUGUGUUAAAGUAUAGGCUGUACUUGUAGAAGCGUGACAUACUGUUACGUAUGUAUUUGCGUGUGCGUGUGUAUUGUAACUAGCGCAGGUUGUUAGUAUAGAUCAAGCCUUAUCCGGUGUAGCUUGGAGUAGGGGCAAAGACUUGCAACAACAUGC